UACUCCCUUCUUAACUCCCCCCCCCCCCAAUAAACUCUAUGCCAUACUGGAGCUGGGUACCUCGGAGAGGAGGGGAUGCCUCAGGAUGGGCACCUCACCACACCAUACCGCGCUCCAUAAAACACAACAAUUGUUUUAUAAAACAUAUCACAAUAACUUUCCGAUUCCUCUUUCUUGUCCUCAGGUUCUUCUACAGUCCAGCCUCACAUUGGCUGCAAAUGACCAAUUUUCUUUUUUUCUAGAAAGCCCCUCUAAUCUGACUUUGCAACUAAAAAACAAGCAACCUGCCCGACUUUUUCAACUGUUCCACUUCGCAUUCCAAGGAUCAAAUGUGGCUCCAGACUCACCUCCCCCCAUCCUUUUCAAACAGUCAAAAGUGCCCAGCGUCAAAGCGACCUCAUACAUUGGCCUUAUCCCGUGCAUCUCUCCCAGAUACUCCUCCUCUCAACUCCGGACAGGGUUACAUGUGUGCAUAUAGGCUCCCCACUGUCUGCUGUGUGUCUGGGAACCCAGAGGAGACUCGCCCCAAAACAGGAUUAAACCUAGUCUACUCCUAUGCAUCUCGGCGAUCCCGAACGGCCACACUUUCUCCAGAGACCAUCAGCCAUCAAUUACUAGGAACUCCGUUGGCAUUUCCCUGAGACUGUCGCUUUCGCCGGAACCCUUCUGCCCAGCCCCGGCCGAGCACUUUUUGUUGGAGCACACGAAACCGGAAGUUGAGGAGGAACACAGGCGUGGGAAAGAGCCUGGCGAUGGCUUGGAGGACAAACCUUGCUUGCCUCAUCAAGGCCGGAGGGAGGAGAUGGUUUCCAGUCCCAGAGUACUCAUCCCUGCCUCCAGUCCUAAAUAACACCUGCUCUGUGAGGAAAUCCACUGCACCUGAGAAACGUGUUGCCAGUGUUGCUGCUUGUGAUACAGAUGGAAAGGAGCCCGGGAAUCCAUUGGACAGGCUCUUCUCCCUGGAGCAGCAGGCUUCUAUCUUACAAGUGCUGAAUACAGCUUCUGAUAAAGAACUGGAAGCUUUCAGGUUGCUUCGAGGAAGGAAGUCCGUCAAUAUUGUAGAACACAGAAAGAAGUUUGGGCCGUUUCAGAGGUUGGAGAAUUUGAUAGACGUGCCCUUGAUCCAAUAUAAAACUGCUGUUGAAGUUUGUAACUCCAUUCUCUGUCCGGAGAACAGACGGAGGAAAAAGUCACAGGAGAAGUGGCUGCUGAGAAAGUUCAUCAAGCCAGGUGUAGAGCAAGAGAGACUUAAGGUACAGUCUCCCCUGACCACCACCCUUUGGGAACUUACUCUGGAAAGCAAAGCACCGUUCCCAGUGGCAGUUAAGAGUAUCGUAUCUAUUGUUUUUGGUACUCGAAGAAUUGCAUGGGCUCACCUUGACCGGAGACCGACUGUGCUGGACUGGCAGCAGACUGAGUGCUGGAAAUUAACUAACAAAACAUACCCAACGUCCUUUUAUCUGGAAGAGAUUUCUUCAGUCAUUUCAAAGAUACCUAAAGCAGAUCUCUACAUUUUGGAAAAAUCAGGACUUUCCAUUCAGAACACAUCUCUGCUUCCUAUACUGUUACACUUUCUUAUCACGGAAGCCAUGCUGUAUGCCUUACUCAACAAAACUUUUGCCGAGGAUGGCCAGCACCGCGUGCUGAGCAUAAAUCGAAAUGCGGUGGGCAAGCACUUUGACCUGAUGAUCGGCGACACGAGGACGAGUGGGAGGGAGCUAGUGAAGCAGUUCCUCUCUGAGUCUGUGCUGAAGGAGCGGCCUCGGGUGUUCUUCCCACAGGACCUCUUAGUGCAGUACAGACAGAAGGUUGUCAAGAGCUCAUACCGGAUUGAAGAGUUGUAUGACUCAUUAUUACAAGCUGUUGCUUUUUAUGAGUUAGUUUUUGGCAAAGACUCAGAGCUCAAAUGUUAAUGCACUCACUCUAGUGUUACACUUAUUUAUUAAAGCAAUGGUUCCCAUCUUCCAUGUUAGUGGAAAACAUUUUGAAUAUAUUUUCCAUGUUUAUAAAAUCUGAUUUUUGGCUUAAAAAAAAAUGAGCCAAGACCAAAUCAAUAAAUAUUUUGUGAGAUUCUG
Messenger RNA from Mus musculus (house mouse), 2075 nucleotides. It is a transcript of the gene Tefm, whose product is annotated as transcription elongation factor, mitochondrial. Gene Ontology annotation, molecular function: transcription elongation factor activity; nucleic acid binding. NCBI's taxonomy places the organism in Eukaryota, Metazoa, Chordata, Mammalia, Rodentia, Muridae. Gene Ontology annotation, cellular component: ribonucleoprotein complex; mitochondrial nucleoid; mitochondrion. Gene Ontology annotation, biological process: transcription elongation by mitochondrial RNA polymerase; positive regulation of mitochondrial transcription; regulation of oxidative phosphorylation. The transcript is spliced from 4 exons. The coding region runs from base 753 to 1913 and encodes 386 amino acids. The record is from RefSeq and is a predicted model, not a curated record.